AAACUUCGUUUCGCGCAGAGCUGAGCGCUACUUGUUUACUUGAUCGUAGACUAGAUAAUGACAGCUGGAGCGUAUCGCAAUUACACGCCACCUGUACUGAAUUUUCAAACGAUUCGACCAUAACCGCUAUUCAAGUAACCUUCCUGUAUUGUACACACGUGUAGAGGUUUCCUGGUGUGAUAGUUUUUGGGCAAGCGUCAAUAAUGACUGUAAUUUUGUAAACAGGAACAUAACUUGAGCGCAACUCUUAAAAGAGAUACUCAAGUGCGACAUAUUAUGGGCGGAGAACGCUAUUAUAGUUCAUAGUAAAGCUGGAUCUUAGCAAAAAUUAACCACGGAAAACGCGUCACAGUAGAAUCACUUCCGGGUGACCCCUAGGGGGCUGGUUGGUGAUCUGACCAAACACCAGAACGUUCUGUUUUGACUGGUCGGUGCCAUGUGCUUGACCGAAUGUUAAAGGAUGUGCUAGUUAGUGCAAUCACUCUUUCGACGUUUAUAUGAUUGUUUUUACGAUGAAACUAUGAGUGACAUCAACUCUAGGAAUGUGCGAAAGUUUUUCACUUCAUUAUAAUAUCAAAUAAUUUUGAUCAGCUAGUAACCGAUCAGUGCGCGGGGUGAUGCAUACGUCGAUCUGCGAUCUCGACUAUAGAUCAGAUGAGUGCGACGAGCAAACUGCCCACGAAUUAUACAUUUCUGCAUUCUUCAAUAACUUUAAUUCGGCGGGGCAGAACCCGGAAGAUGGAAGAGACAACGUUACCCCAAUCUCAAACUGGUCUUAUAAAAAUGGUGUUGCUCUAUCGUCCACUCGCGCCGCAACUAAAAGCAAGCAGUCAUUGAAGCGCAAAUCGACUCCCGCCAAAUUGGGCCAGUUCUUGUUAACCACUAAUAAUCGGAUGAAACGGAAAACCACACAGUGCGCGGAUUCACAGGUGCCUAAUGUGAAACGACGGCGAACAAGUGCAAGGAAGUUACAAAUGCAGGACACCCCAAGGGAGUUUGACUCUGAAGAUGAAGGUAUCGCUGCCAAAUAUGACAAGAAAUCUAACAAAGAGCAAUCUGGUAAGAAAUUAGCUUCAAAGCUGAGCAUUUGGGAUGAUGCCGUCAAGGCAAGUACAGAUUUGCAACGCUCUGGCUCAAAUACUCGGGUUGUUGCUGCUCAAGCUACCGAACGAUUCGCAAGUAAUUCAACAUAUCGACAAUUCUUUCAAGACUCUGACCAAGAGAGCACAGAUCGUUCCAAAAUACUUUCACUUAAUAGAUCAACCGUUUCCAAGACAAGCCGAUAUUACGUGCCAUUGAAUCAAAUAGGCAAUGAUGCGCCUCGAGGUAGAAAGCGGACUUACGAUAAGUGUGCGCAAGACCCGUGGUACAUCAUCGACGAAGACAGGUGCGUGCUUAACGCGGCGCGUAAGAAAUUUCGAUUUAUGAGCGAGUUAGAAUGUGCAAAUUGCCGUCAACCUGGCCACACAAAAUAUAGAUGCACGCAGCGAAUUCGAAACACUUGUUUCUGUUGUGGCGAGUCUCACAGAAUUACCAGGUGCAAACAGCUUGUGUGUUCUGCCUGCAAACUCGCUGGACAUCUAUCAGAGCAAUGUCCUUUGGCCGAACAACUUCUUACUACACGAUGUCUUGACUGCAAACAAUUAGGUCACGGAAGGCACGCGGAGCUCGGAAGUAGUUGUCCAGACUACUGGAGAAGGUAUCAUCGAACAACAAAAGCGGGACCCCCAGUUGUUCCCAAUAGGCGAGUCACUCUUCCCACAGAUCGUGUUUUUUGUCCGAAUUGUGGUUCAAAAGGGCACACCGCGACAGCAUGUCCUUCAUGGAAAAAGGACCGCCCGAAAGCUCCUGUGCGCGAAGUAAUCGAUUACAAGAAUCCGCCAAGAACAAGCCAUCGACCAGGCCCGUGGCCUAUAGGUGGAGAGAUAUUAAUACCGUCCAAGUUACCGAAAAAGAACCGCCAAAAAAAAAACACAAGCCCUCAGAAAGCUAAAACCAAACAAGCAAUUCAGGGCAUGCCAUCAUUUCAAAAGGCCGAAAAGCGUACUUGGAGAGAAGGCAAAAUUCGAUUUUAUAAUCAGCAUUACGACAAAUACAUAACAGAAAGGCCAAUAAAUCGUCGUAAGGAGCGACGGCGUCUGGAGAAAAUGAUAAACAGAAACGAGUUUUUGGACGAUAGCCGAUUUCAAUGUCGUAUGAAAUUCCAGAAAGCUCGGAAAAACUUUUUGCCGUUGUGACGCUGAAAUGCACAAAUGAAAAUUAUAAUAAUGUAUAUGAAACAUGUUUAAUACGUUGCAGUAGUUUCCUUAACCAUAACAGCCAUUGUUAAUGCUCACGGUGAUAACUGUUUAGCAGGUUAUACGCACGGGAUUGGCAACGUAAGCGUAACACGGUCAUUGUCAAGGGUUAAUAACAAAGACUCAAUUGCAAAUUAUGAAUCAUGUUUUUUUAAUGUAAUAUUUUAGAACUACGGUGUGUUUACGUAUCGAUAGUUUCUCUUUAGUUCUGCCUGAAAGCUUCUAGGCUACGUAUUAAAAACAUCUCAAUAUAUACUAUAUUCAAAAUGUUAAUUAUCUAACUCUAAAAAUGUUUGCGAUUACUUUCAAGUUGUAGAUUCAAAUAUGUCUCAUGAGCAUGACCACAACUAGAUAUGGCGUUCACCACUCAUGCUCUCCUGUAGAGAUUCAACAAUGAAAACAGGUUUUCGAUCACAACGCUAUAUUAUUACUUUAGAUUCAUGUUAGCUGUCUUAAAGACAGCUAUAAAAGCGUAAAGGAGUCCUUACGACAGCCACGCCGUUAUCCUUAUUUUAAGAGCUGUAUGUUGAACACAAGCGUUAGACGUUAGCUGUCGUUGUAAAUAUUUUAGUUCCCCCCAACCAACCAAGUUCGAGAAGCUUUUAUAAGGCUGAAAGAAAAGAAAAUGUAAAACUUGCUGAGGCGUUAAGAAGGCUGGAACCACGAAGCACUUCUGUACCAGAAGCGUGUUCGAGUCUCGACAUCUUACUUGGGUGAGAAAUUCGUGCGCAUGUACAACUCAUUAAUUUAUUGACACACGAUACUUAUGAAUUAGGGCGGGGGCAAAUAACGAUAAAACAAGGGAAUAACCUAAAACAUGAAAAGGCCAAAUGCAAUGGUGUAGAGCUUGUGAACUUUUGUACAAAGACUGGCACCACCUGAGGCUUUAUCAGGUCGUGAGAGACUUGACAAGGAAGAAAGAGAUAUUUUCUGGGGGAAAAUGCUACCAGUGCCAGGAGGCCAUAAUGUUCAUCGUUAACAAUUAGGGUUUCAGCUGGCCUGUUUGUUAUCGUUAGGUAUUCACGUUACGGUAUUAAGUUGUAGUUCUGUUCGUCGUUUUGAGAUACAUAGUAAGUUUUUGGCUUGCUUAUCAUUACUGUUAUCUUGUAUGCUCUUAAACUUAGUGGGUUGAAGAUCCCUUACGAUCACUAGGCCUCGAACAGUGCCGAAGAUACCCUCGUCACUUAUAUUCAUGAUGAUCGAAAUGUUUAAGAUAGAACUGCCUUUGUUUUUUUUUUUUAAGAUUUGUCUGAGUAAAAAAGAUUUGGGUUUAUACGCAGAGUAGAUAGAUGGCUUAGUUAUUGAUCUUUUCAAUCCCAACAGAGGACCUUGUGAUACUAUCGAAUCAAUGGGACUAUUUCUGUGACUAUCUUUGAAUGAGGAUGCCCCUAACCAGAAUUUUGACAGGAUAAUGAGUACGCUUUCUUGCGAAAUAGACACGUUGUGAAAUUAUUGUAUUAGAUAGCUUUGCGACAGCGGAAAUAACAAAAGUUUCUGAUUUAGACAUGCCAUAGCGAUCCUCUAAAAUUAACUUGAGUCGAAAUUUCGCUAAAACAAACGUGCUUCUUCAGCAUACAGUCAGGGCUCUUCUUUCCCAUCGGUAAAUUUCAAAACUGUACCGCGAUACAGGAAUAAAUUUAAAACCGAGAAAGAUUUAGACUAUUAGAUUCUGUAGGAAGGAACUGCACCCUUUAUCUCAGGGCGGAAAUAAAAAUGAAACGUUUUCGUACAAAAAGGUAAAG
This is a messenger RNA of Varroa destructor (honeybee mite), 4039 nucleotides long. It is a transcript of the gene Zcchc7, whose product is annotated as Zinc finger CCHC-type containing 7. The record is from RefSeq and is a predicted model, not a curated record. Gene Ontology annotation, biological process: nuclear polyadenylation-dependent rRNA catabolic process; nuclear polyadenylation-dependent snRNA catabolic process; nuclear polyadenylation-dependent snoRNA catabolic process. Gene Ontology annotation, cellular component: TRAMP complex. Gene Ontology annotation, molecular function: zinc ion binding; RNA binding. Lineage: Eukaryota; Metazoa; Arthropoda; Arachnida; Mesostigmata; Varroidae.